AUGGCCGCGUCCACCCUGUCCGUCUGCUCCAGCGACCUGAGCUAUGGCAGCCGCGUCUGCCUGCCCAGGGCCUUGGACUCCUGCCCCGACUCCUCCUGGCAGGUGGACGACUGCCCAGGGAGCUGCUGCGAGCCCCCGUGCUGCGCCCCGGCCCCCUGCCUGACCCUCCUGUGCGGCCACUCCUCUCCCUGCCAGGGAGACUGCUGCACCCCUGCGUGCUGCAAGCCCGUGUGCUGCACCCCUGUCUGCUGCAAGCCCGUCUGCUGCACCCCUGUCUGCUGCGAGCCCUUCUGCUGCACCCCUGUCUGCUGCAAGCCCGUGUGCUGCACCCCUGUCUGCUGUGAGGACUCCCCCUGCACAACCUCUUCAUGCUGCCAGCCAUCCUGCUGCACCUCCUCCCCCUGCCAGGAAGACUGCUGCACCCCUGUGUGCUACAAGCCCGUCUGCUGCACCCCUGUCUGCUGCGAGGACUCCCCCUGCUCAGCUUCCUCCUGCUGCCAGCCCAGCCCCUGCUGCAGACCCUCCUCCUGCGUGUCUCUACUCUGCCGCCCCGUGUGCAGGCCCACCUGCUGCACCCCUGUCUGCUGCAAGCCUGUCUGCUGCACCCCUGUCUGCUGCAAGCCCGUCUGCUGCACCCCUGUCUGCUGCAAGCCCGUGUGCUGCACCCCUGUCUGCUGCGAGGAUUCCCCCUGCUCAGCCCCCUCCUGCUGCCAGCCCAGCCCCUGCUGCAGACCCUCCUCCAGUGUAUCCCUGCUCUGCCGCCCCGUGUGCCCCCGCCCCGCCUGCUGCGCCCCUGCCUCCUCCUGCUGCCGCCCGGCCUCCUGCGUGUCCCUGCUCUGCCGCCCCGCGUGCCCCUGCCCUGCCUGCUGCGGCCCUGUCUCGGGCCAGCCCUGCUGCUGA
Prionailurus viverrinus (fishing cat) is the source of this 900-nucleotide messenger RNA. RefSeq names its product keratin-associated protein 10-7-like. Gene Ontology annotation, cellular component: keratin filament. The transcript has 2 exons. The record is from RefSeq and is a predicted model, not a curated record. Lineage: Eukaryota; Metazoa; Chordata; Mammalia; Carnivora; Felidae. The coding region runs from base 1 to 900 and encodes 299 amino acids.